UCCGCAGCAGGAGCCAUGCUCAACUUUGGAGCCUCUCCUUUGCAGAUCGCGGAGGAAAGUAUGGAGAUGAUUACCAAAAGGCAGAACAAUCAGAAGUAUUAUUGGAAUACCACUGAGAAGAGUGAUUUUGACGCGGUAGAAGCUCUGAUGUUCAUGAGUUGUAGCUGGAAGUCAGAUGCCAAGAAGUAUGUUGAACUGAGACCGAUAACGCCAGCAUCAGAUACAUCUGAAGAACUUGAGGACAAUCUGCUACCUCCUACUGACAUUCCUACAAUAUCAGCCUUUUGCCUAACUCCACCCUACAGUCCUUCCGAUCUUGACAUGUCUCAGGCAAUCCAACCAGCAACACCAGCACCAUCUGCUGUACAAAGCAAGUGCUGGAACGACAAGGUUCCAGCACCAAGAAUACUGAGAUCUCAGGCAACAAGUGUCAUUCGCCAUACUGCGGACGCUCAGCUUUGCAAUCGCAUAACUUGUCCGGCAAGAACUAUGAGUGUUUUGAAGCUUCAAGAUGAUAUCAAGACUGAGGCAAAUCAAACAGAACUGCAUUCAGCACCAGAGUUGCAGGAGAAACAAUGUCCAGUGCUGCCUAAUAGUCCAGUGCCUUUCAUCCAGACUGUAUCUGUCAGCCCUGUCCCUGUCCUUGGGUCAGUACAGCAACCAGCACUGGUCACUCCCUCUCCUCCUCUGCAUGCAGGGACACUCCCUUCUGUGCCUCUGGUGUGCCAGAUGGUUCCGCUCUCUGCUAACAACUCCGUUGUGACAACAAUAGUGCCCAACACUCCUUGCAGUCCAUUGACACCAAACCUUUGUCAGCCGAUGGUCUUCAUGGGAACCCAAGUACCCAAGGGAGCUGUCAUGUUUGUGGUGCCACAGACUGUUAUUCAGAAUCCAAAGGCACCAGUAAUCAGCCCUAACGGCACCAGACUCUCACCUAUUGCCCCAGCCCCAGGUUUAAUCCCUGUUGCAACAAAAAUCACUCCAUCCGCUGACUCCUUAAGGAUAAGAAGUCAUGUUUGCAACCAUCCAGGAUGUGGAAAAACAUAUUUCAAGAGUUCCCACCUGAAAGCUCAUGUUAGAACUCACACAGGAGAGAAGCCAUUCAGCUGUAGUUGGAAAGGCUGUGAGAGGAGAUUUGCACGUUCCGAUGAACUCUCUCGCCACCGUAGAACACACACAGGGGAGAAGAAAUUUGCCUGCCCAAUAUGUAAUCGGCGAUUCAUGAGAAGUGACCACCUAACCAAACACGCACGUCGCCACUUGUCAGCCAAGAAGUUGCCAAACUGGCAGAUGGAAGUGAGCAAGCUAAAUGAUAUUGUUGUAUCCCAUACUUCAGCUCCACCACAGUGAGGUAUAACCAUCCGAAGACGCUAUUAACUGGGUAUUGUCACUGUGGUUACAGAAGCAAACAACUUGCAGGCCUGGUUCCCAUUUCAGGCUCAUACAGAAGAAAUGGUUGUGUGUUUUCUGCGUGCCAGUGACCUAAGAGACAAGGGAUUUCUCUUUCACUUGGAGGAAGGAGCAACCGAAGUGUCAAUACCAAUGCAAGAAUGGGGCUUGAAACGUGUGUCAACUUCAUACACACUGUAGAUCAGCUUGGUGCAAACUAGAGAUGAGUGCAGGUAUUUCACAAGAAAUUGUUAGCAAAGCACAGGAGGAAAUGUCAGUUUCUGGUACAGAAUCGGGGGUAACAUUCAGUUUAUACUGAAAUGCUGUAAAUUCCUUGGAAGCAGAUAAAUUCAGUUUUAUUCUCUUCAGUUGUGACCGAUAGUGGAAAUCGAGUCACCAAGAGACUUGAGAAUAGUCUGUUUAUCUCCAUACCAUAAUAUAUCAAGUGUAACUAAUUAUAGCAUUUCUGAACAGUUGUCAAACAUGUAAUUAAGUUACGAUAUGGUUGGAUUAUUCUAACAUGGAAGUCUAAUAGUAUUUUUACUAUUCUUUUUGAAAACAUGAUUAGUAUCAUUAGUAGUACAUGCCCAUCUUUUGAUAUUUCUGCUUGUGGUUACAUGUAUGCUUUCCACUGCAUUUUCAAAACCUUGAUACAGUGCACUUUGUUUUAGCUAUAAUCUUAAAAGGUAACUAUGAAGCUUUUGUUUCUCUUUGAAGGAAGGAAGGACAAGAGUGACAUGCUAAUGCUACUUUCCGACAUUUUACUGUCUUUUAUAUUUUGAAGGUAUAGUUUAAAGCAGGCACGAGCAAACUUUGGCCCUCCUGGUGUUUUGGACUUCAAUUCCCACAAUUCCUAACAGCCUCAGGCCCUUUCCUUUUCCCCCUCAGCUGCUGGAGAAUGAUGUAAUAUCAAUUUUGUGACUACUUUAAAAUUUGCACAAUGUUUCUUACAAAGUACUUUAUACCUUGUUUACAAUAAAAAUCAGUUUCUUAAGAA
Molecule: messenger RNA, 2386 nt
Organism: Anolis sagrei ordinatus
Lineage: Eukaryota; Metazoa; Chordata; Lepidosauria; Squamata; Anolidae
Gene: KLF10
Product: KLF transcription factor 10
Biological process (GO): regulation of transcription by RNA polymerase II
Molecular function (GO): RNA polymerase II cis-regulatory region sequence-specific DNA binding; DNA-binding transcription factor activity, RNA polymerase II-specific
Source: RefSeq, a predicted model, not a curated record